This is a messenger RNA of Paramisgurnus dabryanus, 2984 nucleotides long. RefSeq names its product phosphatidylinositol-specific phospholipase C, X domain containing 3 (gene plcxd3). NCBI's taxonomy places the organism in Eukaryota, Metazoa, Chordata, Actinopteri, Cypriniformes, Cobitidae. Gene Ontology annotation, biological process: lipid metabolic process. The record is from RefSeq and is a predicted model, not a curated record. Gene Ontology annotation, cellular component: synapse. Gene Ontology annotation, molecular function: phosphoric diester hydrolase activity.
UGCGCACACCCUUACACGUGAGGGAAAUCAUUUCCCAAGGAUAUAUAUAUGCUUGUUACAUGUAACGAGCUUGUUGUACCUGUAAAGAGGUUUAAAUCGAGAAGGUUGGAGAAAGUGUGAUGUAUGUGCGGCGCGCGCCGUGUCUCGGGGGUGUGGUGAUGCUCGCGCUGUGAACUCGCGCGCACGGGCGCUGAAUACUCGAGCAGUCGGAGAGAAGCGCUGACACUGAUCACCGGAGAAUCGACGGCAUGGCUUCGUCUCAUGGGAAGAGUGAACUCCGUUAUGCGGACUGGAUGGCAAGUUUACCGGAGAGCUUGCACAGCAUUCCUCUCACCAAUCUCGCAAUACCUGGUUCCCACGACUCCUUCAGUUUCUACAUCGAUGAAGCCUCACCUGUAGGACCCGAACAGCCGGAGACGGUGCAGAACUUUGUCUCUGUGUUUGGCACUGUGGCAAAAAAGCUGAUGAGGAAAUGGUUGGCUACACAGACCAUGAAUUUCACCAGCCAGCUGGAGGCAGGCGUGCGAUUCUUUGAUCUCCGCAUAUCAACCAAACCCAGAGACCCAGACAACGAGCUCUUCUUUGCACACGGCCUGUUCAGCGCCACCGUGCGUGAAGGCCUGGAGCAGAUCAGUUCGUUCUUGGCCUCGCACGCCCGCGAAGUGGUGUUCCUGGACUUUAACCAUUUCUAUGGAGUACAGAACCUCCAUCAUGAGAAGUUGGUCCAGAUGCUGCGCACCGUCUUCGGGGACCGGCUCUGCCCGGUGGUGUUUGCUCAGGAGGUAAGCCUGAAGUACCUCUGGGAGAAAGAGUAUCAGGUGCUGGUCUUCUAUCACAAUCCAAUGGCUCUGGAGGUUCCUUUCUUAUGGCCGGGGCAGAUGAUGCCAUCGCCUUGGGCCAAUACCACAGAUCCCGAGAAGCUCAUUCAGUUCCUCCAGGCCUCAGUGAAGGAUCGGAGACGUAAGGGGACAUUUUAUGUGUCCCAGGUGGUGCUCACACCCAAAGCGAGUACCGUCAUGAAAGGAGUGACCAGCGGACUGAGGGAAACCAUUACUGAGAGGGCUCUUCCUGGCAUGAUGCAGUGGAUCCGCUCACAACGACCUGGAGAAAGCGGAGUUAACAUCAUCACAGCCGACUUUGUGGAGCUGGGCGAAUUCAUCAGCGCCGUCAUCACCCUCAACUACUAUAUGGACGAUGAAGAAGAGAACGCCACCUGAAUCUCCAAAUUUCCCAACUCGCUUGUGGUAUCAGUUACACUCGCUCUUUUUCUAUUUGCCUUGUUAUGUUUUGUUUUCAUUAAGUUUUUGAAACAUAGAAGCUCUGUUCGUCUACGACAUUUUAGAGCUUAUAACCGUGAGGAUAAGGGUAGAGCGCACACACGGUCAGGUGGAUUUAUUUCAGGUGUCGAGGAAAAAAUCCGAAGAGUGGUUUUAUUUAUUCUGGGCAAAAAGAUGACUGGGCUUUUCCCCUUGUUUCUCUGCUUCCCAUUUGUUGCACAACUAGUCACUCGCUCGAAACACACGCUUCCGAAUUCUGCUUUCAAUCAAAGUAACAAUAACUCAUUUCAUGGGAAAUAAAUAUUAUUUGUACAGUGAAUGUGACUCUAUAGUAGCUUUAUUUCUAGUGGUAAUAGUAAUUUGUAUAAUUGUCAAGUUGUAAAUACCUGUUUAAAAGUAACUUUGCUUACUACUGUACUUGUCACGCUCAAACAUACAGUACGAGUUGAGGUACCGUUCAGGGCCUCGGUCUGGUCUUACAAUGUUGAACUUGUAUUGAACUAUUAGAUGUUUGUUUGUAUUCACAACCAAAAAUUGCAAAUGUAUGUUUAAUAGCAUUUUUGCCAUUUUCAGUACUAAUAAGUGCAAAGAUUUUUGUAGUAGUCCUUUACUUUUUCCAACAAAUCCUUUUGUAUCCAUGAAGAAAAUACAUAUUUGCAUAAAGUACUCUGCUGUGACUGUUAAUAAGCGGCCAAUGAAGUUUUGGUUAAAUCCAAAUGCAGAGAAAGCAUUAGUCGUCAUUUAGUGUUGUAAAAAUCCCCCAAAAAUGUAAACUCUUAAAGGGGACAGAGAAUGAAAAAACAUUUUUACUUUGUCUUUGUUGAAUAAUGGUAGUCUACCCACAUUCACAAACAUACAAAAAGUGCUAGACAUGCUAAACAUCUCAGUCUCAUAGAAAUUCCUCUUUUAGAAAACGGCCCAAUCUGAAAAACUGAUGCUUAUGACAUCACAGGCAUCUCACUGCUCCUCCACUUUAAAAUAAUUGGCUACAUUUUUUGAGUGGCAGCCAAUCAGUAAUGAGAUUGCAAGUUAAGCCAGUAGGGGAAGCCAAAUAGGUGCAAAACCACUUGUUUAAAAUCCCCAACCUUAUAGGGCUAUCUGACAGAUGGUUUUAGGAAGCUUCUAAGGCAUUACAGACCCAAACAAAAAAAAUUUGUCUACAUGUCACAUCACAGAACAAGGAUAAAUACCCCGUUCAAUCAUUCUAUGUCACCUUUAAAGUGUACAAUUGGCAUUGUAAUGUAAAGUAUACACAUUCAUGAAUAAACACUUACUUAAUGGUUUAUGUGGACUAAUUGGCUACAUGGCCUUUCAAAUAUUUUAAUUACCCAGAUGCCAAAUAAUCACAUUAUUGAAUAUGUGACUAAAUCUCAUAGAUCCCUGUCUUCUUGCUAUUUCUAUUAGGAUUAGUCCUAAUAAGCUAAAUAGGUGACAUGUUGCAAAAGCAGACCUGAGCUUGAGCACUCGAAACGUUUGCAGCAUCAUUUUCUUUAUAACAAUGUUUAACUGAUGUUGAUCAAUAAAACAAUCCCACAGGCAAUCGUGAGCAUGUACUUAAGUGUAAAUGCAUUUAUCAUGCCUUUGUACAGUAUAAUUUGCAUGUAGGUCGAUAAAUUGUACGUAAACUUUCCAUGGUUGUAUGUCUUAGUCUAACAUUUCAUGACAAAUCUGGUGUACAAUAAAUGUAAAUACUGCAUAUAAACCUCC